GCCUCUGCUGAAUUUUCUGCUAGGAGUCUGAGUAAAUUUGCAAUGAGGAAUAAAAACGAAACUUCUAAGAAAAUGGCUUUGUAUUUUGUGGCUGUUACAGUAAAACCUGAGAAAGUCAGAAACUGUGUAAGUUGGAAACUGGAUUGUCAGAGAAGGAAAACUCAAAUAUUUUCCACUAAUAAACAGCGAUAGAAAAGUGGUAAGACAGCACCCUGUCAAAAGCGGAAAACUUGCAAGACCUGGAAAAACAAGGCAGGCCCAUCAAGUCGGGUUCUCACAGGUUUCACUGGACAUCUGGAUGUAUGACAAAAAUUGAUGUCAAAUCUUAUAUGUUUGUCAUUUCAUAAAUGCUAGAAGGAUCAUGCUGAUCUGGAAAGCUUCCAGAAAAAAAAAAAAAAAUUAGUGGUGGGUGUUGAGCACUGAGGGGCCUCACCCGCUCAGAAGCCAAAUUCUGAGCCUGGCCAGAUGGAUCUCCACCAGCCAGGAACUGGCUGCUACCAGGUGCUUCACAAUGAAGAGGAUAAUUCCGAAUUAUCAGCUAUAGAGCAACCAUCGACUUCAAACCCAACACCACAAAUUGUACAGACUGCUCCUUCAACACCGGUACUUGAAACUGACUCUUCUCCUCCACCUUACAGUAGUAUUACUGUGGAAGUACCUACAAUUUCAGAUACAGAAGCUUACAGUGAGUUUUAUCCUGUGCCACCUCCGUACACUGUUGCUACCUCUCUUCCUACAUAUGAUGAAGCUAAGAAGACUAAAGCUGCUUCAGUGGCAGCUGCAGCAGCAGAAACACCUCAAAGAAUUCAGGAGUGUCCACCAAGAGAUGACUUCAGGGAUGCAGACCAGCUUAGAGUGGGUAAUGAUGGCAUCUUCAUACUGGUGUUUUUCGUGGCAUUUAUUUUGAACUGGUUUAUAUUGUGCUUAUCCUUCUGUAUAACCAAUACCACAGCUGGAAGGUAUGGUGCUAUCUGUGGAUUUGGUCUUUCAUUGAUCAAAUCGAUCCUUAAUGUCAGGUUUUCUGAUUAUUUUACUGGAUAUUUUAACUGGCAGUAUUGGCUUUGAUGGAUAUUUCUUGCACUUGGCCUACUCCUUUUCUUCAGAGGAUUUGUCAAUUAUCUAAAAGGGAGAAACAUGUCUGAGAGUAUGGUAGCUGCUCACAGAACAAGCUAUUUCUUCUUCUUAUAAAGACUGCAUUGACCAGACAUUUCUUUCCUAUACCAAUGUGAAAUUUCCAGAUGAUUUGUAAGCCUACAGUUUUAAUAGAAGACUAUUAAUAACAGAAGAAAAAUUAGUGAAGAAAAGACACAGCUUCAAAAUUGAAUGCCAGGGUGCCUUAUGCUUAAAAGCUAUUUCUGUUCAUUCUCUUAAAUAUUUAUAUUUCAUUUGUUUUGCACAUUGGCAUAUGUGCUCAUUUAAAAGAUUUGCAUACACUUGAAAUAACAAUAAAGUUGAUAGCAGUAAAAUCCAGUCACAUUGGGUUAAUCAGUGUUUGAUGUAAUUGGAAGAGCUGAGUGAUAAACAGUCUUCCAGCGUGUAAGUGCCACUGACUUCUGACCUGACAUUUAGUAUAAUAAAUAUGAAACUAUUAACCAUGUCAAAUGCUUAGUUUCUGGCUCUUAGAUUUACCUAGUAACUCCACACAGAAAACAUCCUUUGUUUUAUAUAAAGUUUAUUGAAAUCUGCAGUGCUGAUAAUUAGAAAGGUUCUGUCAGGUUUAAGCCAUGAUAUUUACAUUAUUUAGCAAAAUUCGUUCUGUAAAUAACUGAGUUAAAUUACUAUGUCUAUUGUUUUCUUAGAAAUUGU
This is a messenger RNA of Trichechus manatus latirostris (Florida manatee), 1806 nucleotides long. RefSeq names its product NEDD4 family-interacting protein 2-like. The record is from RefSeq and is a predicted model, not a curated record. The transcript has a single exon. Gene Ontology annotation, biological process: metal ion transport; vacuolar transport; positive regulation of protein ubiquitination. Gene Ontology annotation, molecular function: WW domain binding. NCBI's taxonomy places the organism in Eukaryota, Metazoa, Chordata, Mammalia, Sirenia, Trichechidae. Gene Ontology annotation, cellular component: endoplasmic reticulum; perinuclear region of cytoplasm; Golgi apparatus.